AUGGCAUUGAAGCGAGCCGACCUGGUGGACCUCUGCGGGCAGACGUGGCAGGGGGCCGGCCUGCGGCUGCGUUCGCACUCCGCCUCGCGCAGGUUCUACUUCGUGGCCCCGGACACCGACUGCGGGCUCUGGAUGCGGGCGGCGGCCGCCGGCGACAGGAUCCGCUUCCAGUUCCGCUUCUUCCUGGUCUACAGUUUGGCCGCGGCGGCCCGGGCGCCCCCAGUGUCCCCGGCGCCCAACGCCUCCUCCCCCGCGCCGGCCGACGGGUGCGCCCCCGGGUCCUACCUGCAGUUCUACGAGGGCCCGCCGGGGGCGCCGAGGCCCCUGGGGGCCCCUCUCUGCGGCCUGACCAUCCCCGCCCCGGUGGCGUCCUCCGGACCUUUCCUGGGCCUCCGCCUGCUCACGAGAGGCCGCCAGCCCCGCGUGGACUUCGUGGGCGAAGCCACCUCUUUUCGGCUGGGAGCCUGCGGUGCCUACUUCCGCUGUCAGAACGGCAGGUGCAUACCCCCGAGCCUGGUGUGCGAUCGCUGGGGCGUGGACAACUGUGGUGAUGGUAGCGACCAGGCUUCCUGGCCACCAGCCGACUGCAGAAGUCCCUCUCUGGUGCCCAGCCAGGCAGGGAGUAUGGAUGGCCCCACGUCCAAGCCCCCGACGCUCUCCCCGGCUCUCAGGUCUGCAGGAACUCUCCAGAUGGCCGCCCAGAGGACCCCCCCCUCGCAGGCCGGGCCCCUGAACAGCAGGGCCCCCAGCUCCGAGGCGUGGCGCUGGUCUCCUCGCUGGUCCUAG
This is a messenger RNA of Odobenus rosmarus divergens (Pacific walrus), 786 nucleotides long. It is a transcript of the gene LDLRAD2, whose product is annotated as low density lipoprotein receptor class A domain containing 2. Gene Ontology annotation, molecular function: protein binding. The record is from RefSeq and is a predicted model, not a curated record. Lineage: Eukaryota; Metazoa; Chordata; Mammalia; Carnivora; Odobenidae.